CAAUGAGAACUCUGGUUCAAAUUCUAAUACUAAAAUAAAAAUUUAAGAAAAAAAUGAUAAAACUUUUUUCGCAUUAAGAUACCCAGAUUCUGAGAAGAUAUAUUUAGUAGCAUAUUUGUAACUAUUUCAUUUAAAAGGUAAAAAAAUAAAAGUUUCAACCAAUUCAAAUACCUAACAGUAGACCAACGUCCACAUAACCAUAAUCCUUAUGCUAGUGUAUUGACUAAGGCACAUGUGCAAGAGAAACUGCAGAAUCUUUGGGAUGUUGAAAUUAUAUGUGAUUUUUAUAUUUUCCUUUUUAAACUUUUUCCAUGACAGAAAAUAUUGAAUUUGUGUCAUAUAAAUAGCUUGUUCUCAGAUUAAUUAUAUAAAAUGAAGCCAGAAAACACUGAAAAUUCAAGGACAUGGUUCCACAGUCCACACCAGAAAGAAACAGCAAAGAGAUUGAAAAAAUCAAACAUUCAUGAUCUACUUAAAAUAACUGCUUCAAAAUAAUCUUUAGUAAGGUCUAAGUUAAAUGUACACCAGCAGUUUCACAUCUAAGUACUUUCCCAAAGAAAUCCAAGUCUGUACCAUACAAACACCUGUGUAAGAAUGGUCAUAGCACCUUCCUUUUUAAGGUCAGCACUGGAAGCAGCACAAAUGGCCAUGAGCAAAUGGAUGUGGGAACAAGUCCUGCUCCACCCACACAAUGGCAUGUGACAACUGCACUGCUGACAAAAAUCAGCACGUGUGAAACCCAGCGUGGUUUUGCUGCUUGAAGAAGACCUACCAAAACAUUUAUACGGAAUAUUGACAGCCCCAUCCUCACUAGAAAAGGCGAACUCUCCACCAAAGACACAAAACACAUGGUCUGCUUGGGAUAGGAGGACAGGAGGGGAUAUCAGUGGCCACAAGCAAAGUCCCGAAGCGAUGUGUGAAUGUGUUCUGCAACUGCACUGGGGUGAUGAUCUCCACGGCCUGACAAAGACUGCACCUUACAGUCACCACCUGCUGUCCCCUCAUACUAUGUCGCUGUACUGCAUACUGCAGUCAGUGAUUGAGUUCAGAAUCUAAGCAUGAAUAGUCAUCCAUGUGCAUCUGAAAGGUAAAACCUGCUAUGAAUCCUCCCCUCCUGGCCAUGUAGGGGUUAUAAUUUGAAACAAUUUUAUCCAUUAAGGAAAAUGAUUAUAGAUGUUUGUGGAACAUCUCCAUAGUCACUAUCAGAAUUGAAAUGAAACUGAAGGCAACCCAGGAAAGAAAAUUGUCCUAAAAUCCAACAGAUCUCUAAGUGAUGACCCUGAGCACUGUGUCUUGAGAGGGAAUGGGCCCUUUAGAAGGAAAAGCACACUCCCCCCUGUACUUGCUGCAUCUUAGACAUCUACACAUUUGUUGCAUUAAAACUUCAAAUACAUCAGACUCCUAACAUCACAAACAGCUGUCUGCGUUUUCAUUUCUGUUUCUCAGGAGCACACAGAUUGUUCUAUGAGAGAAUGGGGCCAUAGGGUGUUCUUAUCAGAGGGGGAGCUCAGUCUGUGGGCCCAGCAUAUGACCUCACUUCCUUGGCAACAGGUCCAAACAGAACUUGGAACCAUAGAGUCACCGGACAGCACAGUCUAAUGGCAGCUGCCUUCCCAGUCACUUGGCUGGAGACAGUCAGAGGAGAACACGCUGUGCUAUUUUCCCAGGUCUCCAGGCUGCAGCUGCAGGACCCUGCGCAGGAAAAGCACUUGGAAACGAGUGCGAGGAUGGAUCACAAGGUCUAGAUGCUCCUUGAGGCCAUAAUGCAAAAAGCAAAAGCAGUGGUGUGCAGAAGUAGGGUUCCUGUCUCAAAGCAAGGAGACAUCUCAGAAAGAGUCAAGGCUCAUGCACUUCUGAGGCAUUGAGCAGAAAAAAGGAAUUGAGGACAACAUUCUCCAUCUCCACACCAUGUCUCGCCCCGUGCCCAGAAGACCAGAAUACCAUAAAAUAAACAGAGACCUCUUGGUCCUCACCUAUGGAGCUCUGGUUGCCCAACUGUGUAAAGAUUACGAAAAAGAUGAAGACGUGAACAAAUACUUAGAUAAAAUGGGAUACGGCAUUGGAACACGGCUGGUGGAAGACUUCUUGGCUCGAUCUUGUGUGAGAAGAUGCCACAGUUACUCAGAAAUUACACACAUAAUUGCUGAGAUGAAUGUACUUUUUCCACUUCCACCCACAUGCCCAGUUACUGGUCGGGACUGUGUUGACGCACCUGCAUUUGCUACAGCUCCUUUCAUCCACAUCUUUCAGGCCUCCUCCCACAAGAAUCAGCCCCAGGUCCUUCUCAUUCUGCUGCAAAGUCAACAGGUUGCUUUCAAGAUGUACUUGGGAGUUACACCAAGUGUGACCUGUAACAAUUCAAGCAAAAAUGAAUUUUCACUGAUUCUAGACAAGAAUCCUCUUUCGGAAUUUGUGGAAGAGCUCCCUGCUGGACGGUCUUCUCUAUGCUACUGCAAUUUACUCUGUGGGAUCAUCAGAGGGGCCCUGGAAAUGGUUCAUUUGGCUGUUGAUGUCAUGUUCUUGCAAGACAGACUAAAAGGCGACAGUGUGACAGAAAUAGGAAUAACAUUUUUAAAACAGCCCGAGAAGAAAAAAUACAGACGGAGAAAAUGAAGGCUAACAUGCUAAAUGUGCAGGGUGCCUGGCCACAAGCGUGUGGAAUUAGCUCACAUGGACAGCCGCAGAGAUUUAGAAUUGCUCACCAGCAUGGGCUUUGAAUGGCUUAUAAAUCAGCCAGAAAUUUGAAAUGUGGGGCAUGAGGAUUUUAUUUUGCUUAUAAAUCACACAUUUUCAUAUCAUGUCUACAAGAUUUCAUAUACAAAUAACUCUGUAUAAGAUGGCAAGCAUGAAUUCCAUGUGUUACACAGCUCAUCCUCAGAGUCUUUUCAUUCAUUUUACUUAUAAUGAAGGGGAAAGGGCAAUGCCUGUACAAGUAAUUGGUAUGUUAUCCUGUGUCACUGGAAAAAAGAAUGAUACAGCGUAAAUUCAUUAAAUAGCCAUAGUUUUUAAAUACUAUCUACAACAUUCUCUGUAGAAACACUUCUAUUUGUAGCACUUUUCCAUAGUUUUAAAAAAUUAUGAAUGAUUUUUCUCAAAUAUUAUUUUGGUUUAUACCUUCAGGAGGCAAAAACUCGAUUUGUAAUCAUCAAGACAAGGUACUUAUUUGGAUGCCAAUUCUGAAGAAUUUAAAAAUAGCAUUUAAUUUGCAUUCAUUUAAUUUUAAUUUUUUUUUACAAUAGUGGUAUCUACCCCUUUCUUUUCGCAUGAAAUAUUACUGACAGCUGGGAAAUCUGUAAAAGGAGUGGUAAAUAAUGUUCUUAGAGAGUAGUUCCUUACCCCACAGUUUUCAAGAACUGAGAAAUUUUACUGAAAAGGAUCAACAUGUAAUGUGUGUAUGUACCAAUUCCCUAGGAUAAAUGUAUUUACUAUGUAUCACAAAUGUGUACUAAUAAAAAAUGGGAAGAAAAAA
Molecule: messenger RNA, 3469 nt
Organism: Chinchilla lanigera (long-tailed chinchilla)
Lineage: Eukaryota; Metazoa; Chordata; Mammalia; Rodentia; Chinchillidae
Gene: Trappc3l
Product: trafficking protein particle complex 3-like
Exons: 7
Coding region: 1909-2613 (234 amino acids)
Biological process (GO): endoplasmic reticulum to Golgi vesicle-mediated transport; intra-Golgi vesicle-mediated transport
Cellular component (GO): cytosol; TRAPP complex; cis-Golgi network membrane
Source: RefSeq, a predicted model, not a curated record